Cylindrotheca closterium is the source of this 1050-nucleotide messenger RNA. The record is from the annotation of a GenBank genome assembly. Lineage: Eukaryota; Bacillariophyta; Bacillariophyceae; Bacillariales; Bacillariaceae.
AUGAUGUCAGAAUAUUACAAUCCAUGCUCCAUCUUUGAGCCUCUUAUGGAUCUCCUUCCAUGUUCCUCUUACGAUCAGCAGCAGCUUCCAAUGGAGGAAAACAUUGGAACUCCAAGACAUUCGAAUCGAUCUCCCAUUCCAGAGAGUUGCAUCCAAUCGGUUCCCUCCACAAUGUCAGAAAGUAGCCACUAUACACAGGAGCAUAUCAGCACCCUACGAAAAGUUGGUCGUCGCGAUCCGCAGCCUAACUUGACCCCAUACAAUCAUGAUGAUCACGGUCAGUUCAGACCCAUGUCUCCCUAUCCCAAUGGUGAACCCUACAAGAUGCCACCACCACAAACACGCGCAGAGCAAUCAUCCUGGUUCCCCCCUUUUAUGACACCGGGCUCUUGGUACGGCACGGAAAAGUCUAGCUAUGACGGUCAGUGGCACCCUUCGAACUACUGCUCCUACUACCCUGAAAUGCCUUUUCCGUCAGCGCACCCCAGCUACAAUCACAACCACCAGUCGCAAGAGCACCAGGAAGAGGCACCACCAUAUCAGGAACAACACAAAAGUCAACAAGUAAAGGAGGCGCCAAAGUAUAGCCAAACUGCACCGGCAGAAGUUAGUCCUUCUCCGUCCAAAAGCCGCGAAGAGCUUUGCCCAACUCCAAGCAGUACAUCAUCGGCGGUCACUGAUUCGAUCGAAUCCAAACGUGACCUUCGUACCUUGGACAUUGUAUGUGGGCGUGGUGCUCCUACCAAUUUCCACUACGGAAAUCAAGUAUUUCGUGAGCUGGUGGAAGACCAUCAAACGACCUAUCUGUGUUCAAAACGUAGCGACAAGCCGCAUAUUGCCAUGAAGAUUUUGGAUCUUGUGAAAGCAGCUGGGGGUCGAUUUGUCAGACGACAGAGGACAGCUGAAGGUUUGAUUUGGCAAGAAAUCAACGACAAGGGGGCAUACGAGAAGAUCUGCCAAGCUCUGCGAGAGGGAGCCCCAGAUGUGCGUCGACAAGUGCUAUCGAAAAUGAAACAGGCUACUAAACAAGCAGACAAUAAGGGACAUUGA